AUGUCCGAAGAUACCGAAUCUGAGACGGAAUUUCUCACUCAAGUGUUUCCUGUACCUGAAUCGGACACCGACGAACCACCAGAUCCACAAAAGGCACUUACUUCCCCGGAGGACUAUAUUCGAUUUGUUCGACACGAGGCCGAAUCCUAUCCGGCCGUAUUCUAUUCCCCUGCGCUUCUGACAGAAAACCAGAGUAACGCUGUUUGUGUCCAAGAAAAUGUGUUUCAGUCACCUGUUUCUUCCACAGAACAAGAGGUGACGUGGACCAGUUUGUUUAUGGAAGCGGUCGAGGGUCCAUGGAUUUUUGCAUUACUGGUUGCAUUGGAGAAACCAAUUCAUCCGGACACAUAUCACACAUUACGAACAAUUGCAAAGCGAUGCCGAAAGCUGAAAAAGGAACUGGGCGAAUCAUUGUCAAAAGCGGAAAUUCAGUUGUUCGACUUAUGUCCGUAUCUGGUAGCCAAAGUGUUCGGUCAGUUGGAUCUGCUACUACCACCCCCGGAUGAUUGA
This is a messenger RNA of Echinostoma caproni, 510 nucleotides long. The record is from the annotation of a GenBank genome assembly. NCBI's taxonomy places the organism in Eukaryota, Metazoa, Platyhelminthes, Trematoda, Plagiorchiida, Echinostomatidae.